This is a messenger RNA of Chelonia mydas (Green sea turtle), 5591 nucleotides long. RefSeq names its product WNK lysine deficient protein kinase 4 (gene WNK4). Gene Ontology annotation, cellular component: cytosol; cytoplasm. The record is from RefSeq and is a predicted model, not a curated record. Gene Ontology annotation, molecular function: ATP binding; potassium channel inhibitor activity; protein serine/threonine kinase activity. Bases 1 to 4374 code for a protein of 1457 amino acids. Lineage: Eukaryota; Metazoa; Chordata; Testudines; Cheloniidae. Gene Ontology annotation, biological process: renal sodium ion absorption; positive regulation of sodium ion transmembrane transporter activity; intracellular signal transduction. The transcript has 21 exons.
AUGGCUGGGGGGCGAGUGGGGAGCCCCGGGCUGGCCUUGCCCCCCCGCCCCCAUCCGGGCUGGCUGCGGGGCAGGCGCCGGGGCUGCUGCCGCUCACCCGGCCGGCGGGGGCGGGCCGGGGGCGUGCGCUGCGCCCGGGGAGGGGGAGGCGCCAGGCGGGCGGAGCUCGGCUCCGGGCAGCCCAGGGCCGGCGUCGUACAGCGGCUCCCAGUCCGGGCUCGGUGGCUGCUGCGCCUCCAGGUGCGAAGCGGGGAGCCCGCCUGGCCCCGGGCGCGGACCCCCCAGCCCCAUGCUGAUGCUCCACGUGGCCGGGCCCCCCGCGGCCGGAGCCAUGUCCCAGACCGAGGUGGAUCUGUCCGGCUGCGGCAUCGCCCUGGAGCCGGCGACCCCCGGCCGGGCAGCCCCGCUCCGCAGCCGGGGGCGCGAGAGCCGCCGCGGCUCCUACAGGUUCAACCGGCGGAGCUCGGCCGAGCUGGAGCGGCUGGGCUACGAGGGGGCCCCGGCGCCGGCGCCGGCGUCCGGCCCGGCCGGGGCGCAGGACGCGCGGGGGGACCCCCGGGCUCUCCAAGGCGCAGAGCCCGCGGCGCGCUCCGGCUCGGGGAGCGAGAGCGGCGGCCAGACGCCCUCGCCGCCGCCGCCCCCCGGCCGGGUCUCCCCGCGCGGCGCCCCCCCGGACGAGAGCCGCCGGGCGCAGGAGGAGAACGAGGAGAUCGAGACCCGCGCCGUGGCCACCUCCCCGGACGGCCGGUUCCUCAAGUUCGACAUCGAGAUCGGCCGCGGCUCCUUCAAGACGGUGUACAAAGGGCUGGACACCGAGACCACCGUGGAGGUGGCCUGGUGCGAGCUGCAGGCCACGCCAGAAGGGCGCCCGUCAGGCUGAGAGCACGUGCUGUUGGCGAGGCUGGAUCUGAGACCAGGAAGCUGUCGAAGGCUGAACGGCAACGCUUCAGUGAGGAGGUGGAGAUGCUGAAGGGCCUGCAGCACCCCAAUAUUGUCCGCUUCUACGACUCCUGGAAGUCAGCCAUCAAGGGCCAGAUCUGCAUUGUGCUGGUCACUGAGCUCAUGACCUCGGGCACCCUGAAAACCUACCUGAAGCGCUUCAAGGAGAUGAAGCUGAAGGUCCUGCGGUGCUGGAGCCGGCAGAUCCUCAAGGGGCUGCACUUCCUGCACACGCGCUCGCCCCCCAUCAUCCACCGCGACCUCAAGUGUGACAACAUCUUCAUCACGGGCCCCACCGGCUCCGUCAAGAUCGGGGACCUGGGCCUGGCGACGCUCAAGCGGGCCUCCUUCGCCAAGAGCGUCAUAGGCACCCCGGAGUUCAUGGCCCCCGAGAUGUACGAGGAGAAGUACGACGAGGCAGUGGACGUGUACGCCUUCGGCAUGUGCAUGCUGGAGAUGGCCACCUCAGAGUACCCGUACUCGGAGUGCCAGAACGCUGCCCAGAUCUACCGCAAGGUCACCUCGGGCAUGAAACCCAACAGCUUCUACAAGGUGAAGGUGCCAGAGCUGAAGGAAAUCAUUGAGGGCUGCAUCCGCAUGAACAAGGCCGAGAGGUACACCAUCCAGGACCUGCUGGAGCACUCCUUCUUCCAGGAGGACACGGGUGUGCACGUGGAGCUGGCCGAGGAGGACGACGGCGUAAAGUCCGGCCUCAAGCUCUGGCUGCGCAUGGACGACACCAAGAAGCUGCAUGGCAAGUACAAGGACAACAACGCCAUCGAGUUCCUCUUCGAGCUGCACAAGGACGUGGCCGAGGAGGUGGCCCAGGAGAUGGUGACCCUGGGCUUUGUGUGCGAGGCGGACUACAAGCUGGUGGCCAAGGCGGUGCGGGAUCGCGUGGUCGCCAUCAAGCGCAAGCGGGAGAAGGUGAAGCGGGCGCAGGAUGAGCUGCUGCGACAGGAGCAGGAGAAGCAGCCGGGCAUCCUGCCCCUGCUGGAGGAGCUGAAGUGCCCCCCGGUGCCUACCACCCCCCAGCCCUCGCCGCCCACGCCUGGCUCCGGGGACUCCGUCUUUGGGGGCACCUUCCCCCCGGAGCCCGAGGAGCCCGAGGCAGAUCAGCACCAGCACUUCCUCUACCGGCACACCAGCUACUCCUCCACCACCUCUGACUGCGAGACGGAUGGGUACCUGAGCUCCUCUGGGUUCGUGGACUCCCCAGACCUGACCCACUGCCACUCUGGCACCUUCUCCACCGGGGACCCCUUCAGCCAACCAGCUGUCCAGUCAGAGAGCUGCUUCCCCGUGAGCAUCGCUGUGAGCUCGCCUACGGAGCGCCUGCCGUCUGCCCCGGCCAGCGAGUUCUCUUCCCCAGUAGACAGCUACGCGUCUGACGUGGCGUCCGGCCUGAGCGACGGCUGCGACGGGCUCUCGGCCGGCGAGCGGAACGCCAAGCUGCCGGCCAAGCGGGCCGCGGGGAAGCUGCUGCGGCGCCGAGCCAGGUCAAGGCUCCGCAUCACCAACAUCUCGGACAAGAGCGACCGGGUGGUGGAGUGCCAGCUGCAGACCUACAACAACAAGAUGGUGACCUUCAAGUUCGACCUGGACGGGGACAACCCGGAGGAGAUCGCGGCUGUCAUGGUAACUAACGAGUUCAUCCUCCAGUCGGAGCAGGACGGCUUCAUCCAUCGAAUCCGGGACAUCAUCCAACGCGUGGAGACCCUGCUGCGCAAGGACGGGCAAGGUGCCGCCAGGGCAGAUGGCAGCCCGCAGCCCGAGAGCCUGUCGCCCUCUGCCGCCAUCAACGGCCUCCCGGCGGAGCUGCAGCUACAGGAUCUCUCGCGCUCCGUCUCGUCCUCGUCCUCGCUCAGCGACCUGGGCUGCAGCAGCCCUGGCCAGUCGGAGCCGUCUCCGGUCCAGCCCUCGCUCAGCAGCUCCCCCUUCGAAAACGACCUCUUCAGCCUCGCAGGCACCCCGCCAGGGACCCAGCCCCUUGGGCUGCAGCCUCUGCUCCCAGCAGAACCGCCAGGUUCCCCCAGUGCAGCUGCGUGGAGCUGGCCCUCCUUCUUAACGGCGCCCGGCCUGGCCCCGUACCAGCUGCCAACAUCCCAGUCUUUGUCACAGACUGCCGUGCCCGGGCCCCAGGCUGGGGGCUCCCUGCUGCCCACCACACCACCCAGGGGAGGCCUGGGCCCCCUGAGCACGCCCAGGAACAGCACCGCACCCACUGCGCUCCCCUGGUCUCCUGCCACCUCCCCCUUGUUCUCGCUGGCUGAAAUGGUCUCCCUGGCAAUGAUGAGCAUGGCCCAGACGCUGCUGCCGUCCAUCUCCUCGGCUGUGUCCCCGCCGGGUGGGCCCCUGGCCUCUGCACCGAUACCUCGCCCAUCGGCUCUGUACCUGGGGCCGGCGCACUUCACCUCCCCUGGCCCCGCAGGCCUGGUGGAGCCAGCGCCACGCUGCAGUGGGACCCAGGAGCCCACCAGCUCCCGUGUCACAGGGGGCUGGGGGCCAGCUCUUGCCCCUCAGGGCCUGGAAAGAAGCGGCACCAGGGAGAGUCCGCUCUCAUCGGUGAGAGCUCCUGCUGUGGACAGCGGCUUGGUAUCGCCCUGCUCCCUGAAACCCAGCAGCCACCUGAUCGUCUCAGAGUCGCCCGCCCCCGGCACGGCCAAGGCCCGGCUGUCCCCCAUCAACGAAGAGGCCAAGCCCCAGAUUCUGGGCCGGUUCCAGGUGACCACAUCCAAGGACCCAGCCAACAGCCCCCUGGGGCAGCCGAGCCAGAGUGACCGUGAGCAGAGCGGCCCGGAGCCCUGGGAGGGGGUGGCUGGCACCUCCUCCCAGCCCUCAGUGCCCAGCUCCUCCGCCCUGGAGGGCAGCACGAGCUCCGACUCAGACUCUGUCCCCGACACCCCGGUGCAGGACCCGGACGAGCUGCUGGCCGAGGAGGGGACGCCGGUGGCGCUGGCGGACAGCGACCAGGAGGGGCCCGCGGAGGGCGGUGCCGAGAGCCCUCAGCAGGCCGUGGUGAGCCCGGUGUGGAUGAGCUACGCCCGCAGCUUGUCCUACCUGAGCAGCGACGACACGGAGAGCGAGGACGAGGAGAUCUGGGAGGAGCUGCAGAGCCUGCGCCAGAAGCACCUCUCGGAAGUGCAGACGCUGCAGGCUGUGCAGAAGAGGGAGAUCGAGGAGCUGUACUUCCGGAUGGGGAAGCAGGCCCCCCCGGGCAUCGUCUCCCCGGCCGCCAUGCUCUCCAGCCGCCAGAGACGCCUCUCCAAGGGCAGCUUCAACCCGUCCCGGCGCAACAGCCUCCAGCGCCUGGAGCUCUCGCAGCCCACAGCAGGGAUCAUGCGCAGGAACUCGCUGAGCGGCAGCAGUACCGGCUCGCAGGAGCAGCGGCCGAGCAGAGGGGUGUCGUUCGCCGGAGACCUCAGCCGAAUGUGACCAGCCUGCCAGGACUGAUUUUCAUGGACUACCUCAGCCAUGCGCCAGCUGCCAUGGAGGGGCGGUGAGAGGCCCUGUUGUGAGCUGACCAGGCAGCGCCCUGCCCCACAGGCUCCUCCGUGUGUGGAGACAGCACAGGCACUGUGGGGCAGGGGUGGCGGCGGCUGCUGCUGCUGGGAAUGGAGACUCCUUCUGCCCUUGUGUGCCCCUCCCAGCUUUGUCCCAGCGGAGCAGGGCACUGGGCCCCAUGGUGUCGGCUGCGGGUGCCCACCGCCUCGGAGCGUGGCCAGCAGAGACUCCUGGCUUUGUCCCACAGCCCCGGGGAGGAUCUGCCCUGCCUUGCCUGCUCUGGGCCCCACGUGCCUGUGUGAAGUCUGAUGGUGGCAGCACUAGGGUCCCAGCCAGCCCGGUUCACGCACCCCCAGGUUUGGGGGCUGGGAAGGAGACUGAGUGGGGUAGGACCUGUGAUGGGGUAACUCCCCAUCACCGAGCCAUGGGGAGCCUUGCUAUAGAGCGCCCCCUCGUGGUGUCAGCUGAGACAUGCUUCCUGCUGGGCUGAGUCCCAGCCCUUCACUGAACCCAUCUCCCCGUUCAGCUCCUCGCUCUUCAGGUGCGCUUCCAGAAUCCUUCAGGGACAGCACCAGAGCCACCCCCACCCCCAGGGCGAGUGCCACUGCGUGGGCCACCAUGGACGCAGGCCCAGGCUGCCUGGGGCAUGGCUGGUCUUGCCUCUCCCUGGACUCAUGCCCUGGACAGAUAGCACUUGAUCCUAGUCCCUGGACACCCUGGGCUAGGCCCCUGGGCUCAUGUUUGCCAAAGGCAGGGCCUGGGUUGUAGGAAAUGCAUGUGCAGACACCAUCCCUCCCCUUUAUGGCAACUCACCUUUUGUGCUUUACUCCUUGUCAGGAGCCACCGCCCCCCUGCAGUGAGAGGGGUGCUGCCCCCUGCGCAGGGGCUGCGUUCUCAGUGCCUCUUUGCCCCAGAACCAUAAACGAGCAGCAGCAGGCCAAGUGCAUUUACACCCUUGUGCCAAGCCAUUCUCCUGGGCAACGGGCAUCAGGCUUGUAUGUGCAGCAGGGAGCCUCAGAGCUCGGCUUCCGCUCUGGCCCCAUGGCUGCAGCGUGAAGCCCUGCCUCUCCAUAGGACACAGACUGACCUUGUUGUAAAAGGCUUUUUAGAGACUGUACAGUGGUUGUGAAUAAAACAGAUCAAAUGGC